UCAUGAAGAAAUAUGUAUGGGAAGCUACUGCAGUGAGAGUAGCCAUGAUGGGGAACACAUGGAGAAUAUUGAAUUGGAUGAUUCUGAUUCCAAAGAUCAGACUGAUAUGGAGUGGGAGGAGGAACAAUUCUGUGCAUUCAACAAUGAAGAAGAUAUUGGUUCUUCUGUCAUCAUACAGGAGGAGACUGACUCAAAAUUUGAGUCCUUAUCAGAGGGUUUGCAUGAUAUAUCUGAAAUGUGGUUAGAUGACACCCUUAGCAGACAUUAUUCAGACAUUCUGGUUGAAGAAGCACUCUCAGAAGCCAAAGAAGUAAAAAGCACCUGUUUUGAAGCACAACCUCAUGGCACUAAUUCUGUCCUGGAAGGCACAAGUGAAAACAUCGAGUUCGAGACUCAAGAAACUGAUUAUUCGUCCAACAGAAAAAGUUAUGAUUAUGACCAAUCUUCUUUGACAGAGGUAGUAUUUCAGCAUCCGAUAAAUGCAGAAGAUGAUAAUAGAGAAAAUGAAAAACAUGUGGAUGAUGAGGCCAGUUGUGUCUUAAUGGCACUUGAUGAAGAGACGGUUGAAAAUAGUGAAGGUCACAAGAUCAGUGAAACUUGCGACAUUGAUGAAAGCCAUGAAGGCAGCAACACAAGCCUAGAGAAUGAUGAUGAAGGAAUUAGACAGGAGAACCAAAUUCAAUGGACUGAUAUGCCAGAAGAAAGCACCAUUAUUGUCCAGGACCAGGAAUUAUUGGAGGAAAAUCAAGUUAAAGCCAGUAAGUUACACAGCACAAGCAGCAAAGGUGGUGAAGAGCAGAACACAAGCAAGAAUUGGCAAUGGGCAACUAGGUGCAAGAGACCUAUGCAAGACGAGGAGGAAAUGAGAAAGAUCAACUCGCGAAAGCCAAAUUUCCUGCCCUCGGUUCCUGAUCCAGAACCAGAAAAGGUUGACCUGAAGCACCAAAUGAUAGAUGAAAGAAAAAGUGCAGAGGAAUGGAUGGUUGAUUUUGCACUCAGACAAGCUGUCACAAAACUUGCUCCAGCUGGGAAAAGGAAGGUGGCAUUGCUGGUUGGAGCUUUUGAAACAGUAAUGUCAAUGCCCAAAUGUGAAACCCAUAUAAGAAACGACUCACCCUUUGCUCAUGCCAGACCUAUUCAAGCUUGUAGCUGAUGUAUGCUGCUGAGGAAAAAACAGAGGCCUUCUCCCUUCUCUUAUUCAUAUCAGCAAGUGCUAUCUUGCACAGGAA
Molecule: messenger RNA, 1229 nt
Organism: Gastrolobium bilobum
Lineage: Eukaryota; Viridiplantae; Streptophyta; Magnoliopsida; Fabales; Fabaceae
Product: calmodulin binding protein PICBP-like
Exons: 1
Coding region: 17-1153 (378 amino acids)
Molecular function (GO): calmodulin binding
Source: RefSeq, a predicted model, not a curated record